ACACACACACACACACACACACACACACACACACACACACUAUCGCAGGUAAUCCCGGAUGGAGAUGUAAAUCGGAUAUUUCUAAACAUAUCCCAAAUCCACCAUCUCAAUACCAACAUUCUCGAGGAGCUCCAGAAGCGAAUGGGCACAUGGCACACCAAAGAAGGACUGGGUGAUGUCAUUGAGAGACUAGCUCCAUUCCUAAAGCUCUACGCCCACUACACCUCUGGUUUCGAAGACGCCAUGAAACUCCUCACUUCCUGGACUAAGAGGGACAAGAAAUUCGAUGCUCUCGUCAGAGAUUUUGAACGUGAGUUAUCAACAGGACUGGGUGUGGCUCACUACAUGCUCGAGCCCGUCCAGAGAAUACCUCGCUACCGACUACUCUUGACAGACUACCUGAAGUACAUCCCGCCAGAUUCCCCCGACAGACAGCCAACACAGAAGGCUCUGGAGAUCAUCUCGGAGGCUGCCGACCACAGCAACGACAGGAUCAAAGAGCUUGAAAACUCCAACACCAUUCUAUCCAUUCAGCGCUCACUGCAGGACUUUGAGGGAACCCUCCUGGCUCCCGGUCGUCUCUUCGUUCGCAAGGGACAGCUUCAGAAAUUCUCACGCAAGACAACCACUCCUCGCAUGUUCUUCUUGUUUUCAGACAUGCUGCUGCACACUGAGCCAGCCGGGACCGAUGAGUACAAGUUUAAGAACGAGAUGCCAAUCUUCAUGAUGAAGGUCGAGGAGCCCGUGGUAUCUCUAGUACCACACAGCUUCAAUGUCGAGAGUACCACACGCUCCCUUAUCCUCGUUGCCAGUUCUGAGCCGGAGAAGAAAGAGUGGAUGAUGGCUUUGAGAAAAGGAAUCGGCGAGGAGAGGAAGAAGAGAGCUUCUCUUCGCAGAGAACUCAGUAUAAAGAUUGACUCGGGAGUGUUUGGAGCCCAGGCACCCAUCAUGGUACCCGACAAGAGUGUGACCAUGUGCCAGGUGUGCAGCACCCUCUUCACGUUCACCUUCAGACGACACCACUGCCGGGGGUGUGGUAAGGUCGUAUGUGGCAGCUGCUCGCAGUGGAAGGCGUUUCUUCGUUAUCUCAAAAAGAGUGAAAGAAUCUGCGAGAAGUGUUACAAUACCUCUAAAUCAGAAUCUGGUGAAGAAGUCACGGCGGCAGCGUCCUCGCCAAAGACGUCUCGAAGGAAGGAGGGUUCGGGCGGGAUUUUGGACCUGAAGGGGUACGAGGAGGACACCAUUAAAGGUGGCUACGUCCUGAGUCAAGACGGCCGCAGUGGAACCGCCUCUGGUACCAGCUGAAGCAAGACUUCUGUCUUUACAAAUUCAGGGCUCACGAGGUGUGGUUACGUAACAUGCAUGCUGUAGCUGCGUUCUGUGUAAGUACACCCUGACUUUGGUUUUUCCCACGAUUUUCGUAGAACCUGUGUAUAGAGAGACAGCGUUUUUUACAGUCAUUGUGUGAGGAGCAAGUAGAAAUGUUAAACUAAACAAUACGGCCCAGUGCAAAAAUGCGAUUAGGUUUCUGUUUUUUUUGUAUAUAUACUGCCACAUUCUCUUUAACAUACUUGUUCUAUAUAUAAUUCUGCAGGAUAUAAAGGCCAUCAGUGCUCUUCCAUUACCUGGCUACAUUGUAAAAUCGGAUCCUGAAACAUGCACAAUCACACUCACACAUCCUUCAUCCAAUAAGAAACUGAGCGAUACAUUCAAACCAGAGAUUCCUGAUGAUUUCGACUACUGGGUGCUAGCACUAGAGAGCGUCGUCCAGUUGGAAAUGCCUUCUCUUCCGCCGGACUCAAAAUCUCUCCUCCACCAUUUGACGAGAGACUGCGAUCACAGAGCCUCAGAAACCUGGACACAGUCAACCUUCCUGAGGGCAGCCCUCUGGAGAACUCUAUAUGAAUCCGUUUAGUUCACAGUCUAUGUUCGGUGUGUCUGUAAUUAAUCUUUCACCAGCUAGCUAUUACGCGGAAUUGCGCAAGAGACGAGCCCCGCCCCA
Geodia barretti is the source of this 2002-nucleotide messenger RNA. NCBI's taxonomy places the organism in Eukaryota, Metazoa, Porifera, Demospongiae, Tetractinellida, Geodiidae. The record is from the annotation of a GenBank genome assembly.